AUGAGCAAGCGUGCUGGGAAGAAGGCGAACGGGCAUGCCAACACAAGCGCGACUAUGAACGGCGUACUGGAGCAUAGGCGCAGGCAUGGCUCCAUCGACAACAGCAGCCCGGCGAGCCAGGCCGCGUCGCUGAUGCAGCGGUCGAGCUUUAGCUUAGACGAUCCAGUGCCGGCUCUGCAUCAUGAAGAGGACGGCCCGUCAAAGGGCUUCUUUGAGCUGCCAAAAAAGGAUCAGAGGAACUUCCUGCUGCUGGUGCUGCUAUACUUCCUCCAAGGUAUCCCAAUGGGUCUGGCGACCGGAUCGGUACCCUUCCUACUCAAGAGCGUUGUUUCCUAUUCGUCGAUCGGGGUAUUCUCCCUGGCCGCAUACCCGUAUUCAUUGAAACUGCUGUGGAGCCCUAUCGUGGACGCCGUGUGGACUCCGAAACUCGGGCGCCGGAAGAGCUGGAUCUUGCCCAUUCAGACCGUCUCGGGAUUCUCGAUGCUAUGGCUGGGUUCCAAGGUCAAGAAGAUGAUGGAAUACGCGGGAGAGAAAGAAGGCAACGGCAUCUGGAACUUCACGUUCUGGUGGUUUGCCCUGGUGUUCUUGUGCGCCACACAGGAUAUCGCCGUGGAUGGCUGGGCGUUGACCCUUCUUUCGCACGAAAAUCUUUCCUAUGCCUCGACCGCGCAGACGGUGGGCCUAACCGCCGGCCAAUUCAUGUCCUACACGGUGUUCCUCGCUUUCAAUUCGAAGGAUUUCGCGAACAAGUGGUUCCGUCCUGCGAAUGCACCAGGAGAUACUGGCCUCAUGACUCUCGACGGAUACCUGACGUUCUGGGGCUGGGCAUAUCUGGUUGUUACCUUCGGCUUGGCAGUCAUGAAGCGCGAGGAGCGCACAAAGGAUACAGACGGCGUCGCCGAGGUGUACCAGUCGAUGUGGGGCAUCCUCAAGCUGAAGAACAUUCAGACGUUCAUCAUCAUCCAUCUGAUCGCCAAAAUCGGGUUUCAAGCCAACGACGCCGUCACGAGCCUGAAGCUCCUCGACAAGGGCUUCAGCCAGGAAGACCUCGCACUCACCAUUCUCAUCGACUUCCCGAUCGAAGUUUCCCUGGGAUACUACAUCGGGAAAUGGUGCCAGACGUCUCCUCCCAUGCACAUCUGGUGUUGGGCAUUCGUAGGCCGACUGGUUGCCGCUGGAUUCGCGCAGUUCGUUGUUUCGAUUUUCCCCCCUGGCGGAACAACUCUCUGGUAUCUGCUCCUUGUCAUCUGCGAACACGUGCUCUCGACCUUCAUGAACACAGUCAUGUUCGUGGCGGUAUCGGCGUUCCACGCAAAGAUUUCUGAUCCCGUCAUCGGCGGAACGUACAUGACACUGCUUGCUACCGUUUCGAAUCUAGGCGGCACCUUCCCGCGAUACUUUGUGCUCGGAUUUGUCGAUAUUUUCACGGUGGCCACAUGCGAGCCACCCGCGACACCUCCGAAGGCCGAACUCCUCAAGGGCGACCUGGUCACGCAGGCCUUUUCGUGCGUGCUCGAGGCUGAGAAACACCGCUGUCGAGACGGUGGCGGCGUCUGUAACGUGACGACGGACGGCUACUACGUGACCAACAUUAUCUGUAUCAUUAUCGGCGUUGUGACGUUCUGGGGCUUCAUCAAGCCGGCGGUGAUGAGGAUCCAGGCGCUGCCUCUGCGUGCCUGGCGGCUGUCAGAGUAG
Molecule: messenger RNA, 1695 nt
Organism: Trematosphaeria pertusa
Lineage: Eukaryota; Fungi; Ascomycota; Dothideomycetes; Pleosporales; Trematosphaeriaceae
Exons: 3
Coding region: 1-1695 (564 amino acids)
Cellular component (GO): membrane
Molecular function (GO): acetyl-CoA transmembrane transporter activity
Source: RefSeq, a predicted model, not a curated record